GGUCAGGUGUGUAAAGGUUUAGUCAAACUUGAGGGUUUUUCUCAUAAAAGCAGAGAACAGUGAUGCAUUUUUGUCUUUACUUUGUCCUGGGACUGCUCUCAUCAAAAGGUUGUUUCUCUGAAAAUCCUGACCCCCAGAAGGUCGUGGCCUUUGCAGGUGAGAAUGCCGUCCUGCCCUGCAGUUUGAAAAACUCUGGCAGCGAUGAUCUGCCUACAGUGGAGUGGUCCAAGGAGGGCCUGAAGCCCAACGUGGUCUUCUUGUACCGCAAUGGCUUUGAGACGUUUGAGAUGAAGAACCCGGCCUUCGAGUUCAGGACGAGCCUCUUCAUGAGGGAGGUGAAAAACGGGAACGUCUCGCUGAGGAUCUGCAACGUGAAGCCGUCGGACGCCGGGAUCUAUCAGUGUUUGAUCAUCCAGAGGAACGGAAGCAGAGAUGCUACCAACAUGCAGCUGGAUGUUGCUGCAGUGUCUGACCCAAAGCUUUCAGUGGAUUCUGUCCAGAACCAGAGAGUGACGGUGGCCUGUGAGGCGACCUGCUGGCUGCCGGCUCCACUGAUGGAGAUUGUGGAUGAAAACGGGAAGAACAUCACAGACACUGUGGAGAUACGAGCAGCAGAUCCCACUGAAUGUUACACAGUGAGGCAAACGGCCAGCGUGCCGAGUCACACAACCAGGAUCGUCUGCAGAGUCAAACAGCCGCAGACGAACCAGAGCAGAACUGCAGAAAUCCUCCUUCCAGCUCAGUGGAUGAGGUCCAGACCCGUCCAGCUCGCCGUCUUCUCCAUUGAAGCGACAGCUGCAGUUUGCUUUCUUGGACUCUGUGUCUGUGGCGUCUGGUGGGCAUGUUCCAAACUCGCUGAGCGAAAGCAGCAAACCCAGGGAAUUUCAUCGGAUCAUGAAUUAAUAGGAGUCACCUGUGAAGGUACGUUCCUACUAAACCCACUAAGUGAGACUGAUGAGGUCGACAAUACGGCAAACAGGAUCAUCGAGAAUCUGCAAACAGAGUUGGCUCAUCUCAAGUUGGAGAACUGCAACAAAGACCAGACUAUCCUGAAACUGUUGGGGAAAAUCCAAUCCAUGCCUGCUGCUCCCCAACACAACCAGCCAAGAAACUCCCCUCACUGGGAUUACCCAAUUCUUCAGGUCUUCAGACCACAACUUGAAGAGCACAGAGUUUCCUGUAACAAAACCAGGCUCCUCAAAACUGCUGAGCUCCCAAAGCCAAAGUGGGAAUCUCGACCUUGGCCACAGAAAACACAGAGUCGUCCGUAUUCACAGCUGCCCAGCUGAGCUGAUUUCAGCACCGGUGGUCCGAUGGGACGAGGAAACCGCUUCCCCGCCUCACAUGGUUCUCCACAGCGACUCACGUCAGAACGCUCGGCUGCUUCAACGCAAACACUCUUUAGGGCUGCUUCCAUCUUUUCCUUCCAAAAACUUUUACUUUCCUCUCCCUCGUUUACCAGAGCAGUGAAGAACCUUUCAGCAAAUGAGUCAAAUCUUUCUUAAUCCAAGUUUACCUCUGAAAUGUGGGCCUGAUGUUUUACAAGAGGAUCAACUAUGAAUUCAUGAGGAUGACUUUCAUACAGUAAAUAAUAUGUAUUUUUGCCGUGUGAUGGUUUAUUGCAAGAUGAAUCACUAUGCAGUCAAGAAAGGUGAGUUCUUGACUGAGUGACUUGAUGUUUUCUUGCCAGAAAAACCUGCUGAAUUUCUAGAAUUAGAAUAAAAUAGAAACAGAAUAGAAAAGAAAUUCCUUCUUCCAGAGAGGAAAUUAUGGUGCAAAUGGAAAUUAAAGCUUGUACAUUCACACAAAAAUAAAAUUAUAAAAAUGCUUGAAAGUGGAAUAAAGAAUUAUGUCUUAAUGCAAUUUAAAUUUUUAA
Messenger RNA from Poeciliopsis prolifica (blackstripe livebearer), 1876 nucleotides. Its product is annotated as butyrophilin subfamily 1 member A1-like. Lineage: Eukaryota; Metazoa; Chordata; Actinopteri; Cyprinodontiformes; Poeciliidae. The coding region runs from base 63 to 1289 and encodes 408 amino acids. The record is from RefSeq and is a predicted model, not a curated record. The transcript has 6 exons.